Messenger RNA from Loxodonta africana (African savanna elephant), 1873 nucleotides. It is a transcript of the gene CALR, whose product is annotated as calreticulin. Gene Ontology annotation, biological process: protein folding. Gene Ontology annotation, molecular function: calcium ion binding. The transcript has 9 exons. Gene Ontology annotation, cellular component: endoplasmic reticulum; endoplasmic reticulum membrane. The coding region runs from base 66 to 1316 and encodes 416 amino acids. NCBI's taxonomy places the organism in Eukaryota, Metazoa, Chordata, Mammalia, Proboscidea, Elephantidae. The record is from RefSeq and is a predicted model, not a curated record.
UUGCAGAGCCGCUGGCAGGGUAGUGUCUUAAAGGGCUUGCGUGCCACCGCCCCCUUCGGCCCGCCAUGCUGCUACCCGUGCCGCUGCUGCUCGGCCUACUUGGCUUGGCCGCCGCUGAGCCCACCGUGUACUUCAAGGAGCAGUUUCUGGACGGAGAUGGGUGGACCGACCGCUGGGUCGAAUCCACACACAAGUCGGAUUUUGGCAAGUUCGUUCUGAGUUCCGGCAAGUUCUACGGUGACCAGGAGAAAGAUAAGGGGCUGCAGACAAGCCAGGACGCCCGCUUCUACGCCCUGUCGGCAAGAUUUGAGCCCUUCAGCAACAAGGACAAGACGCUGGUAGUGCAGUUUACUGUGAAGCAUGAGCAGAACAUCGACUGUGGGGGCGGCUAUGUGAAGCUGUUUCCUGAUGGUUUAGACCAGGCGGACAUGCAUGGGGACUCUGAAUACAACAUCAUGUUUGGCCCUGACAUCUGUGGCCCAGGCACCAAGAAGGUUCAUGUCAUCUUCAACUACAAGGGCAAGAACGUGCUGAUCAACAAGGACAUCCGUUGCAAGGAUGAUGAAUUCACACACCUGUAUACUCUGAUCGUGAGGCCCGAUAACACCUAUGAGGUGAAGAUCGACAACAGUCAGGUAGAGUCAGGCUCCUUGGAAGAUGAUUGGGACUUCCUGCCACCCAAGAAGAUAAAGGAUCCCAGUGCUGCCAAGCCUGAAGACUGGGAUGAGCGGGCCAAGAUCGACGACCCCACAGACUCCAAGCCUGAGGACUGGGACAAGCCUGAGCACAUCCCUGAUCCCGAUGCCAAGAAGCCCGAGGACUGGGAUGAGGAGAUGGAUGGAGAGUGGGAACCACCCGUGAUUCAGAACCCUGAGUACAAGGGUGAGUGGAAACCCCGGCAGAUUGACAACCCAGAUUACAAGGGCAAGUGGAUCCACCCAGAGAUAGACAACCCCGAGUACUCCCCUGAUGCUAACAUCUACUCCUAUGACAGCUUUGCUGUGCUGGGCCUAGAUCUCUGGCAGGUCAAGUCUGGCACCAUCUUUGACAAUUUCCUCAUCACCAACGACGAGGCCUAUGCUGAGGAGUUUGGCAACGAGACGUGGGGUGUCACAAAGGCUGCAGAAAAGCUCAUGAAGGACAAGCAGGACGAAGAGCAGAGGCUAAAGGAAGAGGAAGAGGACAAGAAACGCAAGGAAGAGGAGGCGGCAGAGGACAAAGAAGAAGAGGAGGACAAAGAUGAAGAUGAUGAGGAUGAAGAGGACAAAGAGGAGGAUGAGGAGGAAGAUGUGGGCCAGGCCAAGGAUGAGCUGUAGAGGCCAUGCCACCUGCCUCUGGGGCUGGACUGAGGCCUGAGCGCUCCUGCCACAGAGCCGGCCACGCCAAAUAAUGUCUCUAUGAGACUGGAGAACUUUCACUUUUUCCAGGCGGUUUCAGAUUUGGGGUGGAUUUUGGUUUUGUCCCCCCCUCCUUUUUUUUUUUUUUUUAACUGGUGUUUUGUCUUUGAUUCUCCCUCAGCCCCCACCCCUGGGUCUCAUCUUUCUUCACAUCUUUUCCUUCCUCUGUUCUCUGCCUGAAUCCCUUAGUUCCUUUCCAGCCUGGGGGUCAGGGAGUGGGUGUGGAGAAGCCCAGGCCUGAGAUUCCAUCUGCUCUCCUUCCUGGAGUCCGGGGGGCAUCAGGAGAAAGGGGUGGCAUCCCAGCGCCCCCAGCACUGAGAAAGAAUGGGGCUCUUAGGGCCCAAGCUCUGCCCCCACUUUCUCCCUACUCCCAGGACUGGGCCACUUCUGGGUGGGGCAGCAGGUUCCAGCUCAGCUCAUACUGAGAAUGUAAGAACUACAUGCAAAAUUUCUAUUAAAUUAAGUUUUGUGUCUUC